Symbiodinium sp. CCMP2456 is the source of this 501-nucleotide messenger RNA. The record is from the annotation of a GenBank genome assembly. Lineage: Eukaryota; Dinophyceae; Suessiales; Symbiodiniaceae.
AUGGCGCAUGUGGCGCGAGAACUUCUGAAAAAGGAGCUGGUGAAUCUGAUGAAGGAUGAGAGCUGUGGCUUUUCCGUUGGCUUGGAGGAUGACUCGGACUUCUUCACGUGGCGGGUUGUCUUUGAAGGUCCAUCAGAUAGCCUGUACGAAGGCGGCAUCUUUACCGCGAUACUGAAGUUUCCAGGCGACUUCCCGAACAAUCCGCCAGAAAUGAGGUUUGAGACAGAGAUGUGGCAUCCCAACAUCUACCCGGAUGGCCGUGUCUGCAUCUCGAUCCUACACCCACCAGGGACGGACAGAUUCAACGAUCAGGAGACGGCCGAUGAACGCUGGCGGCCGAUCCUCGGGGUGCACAGCAUCUUAAUCAGCGUCAUCUCGAUGCUCGUAGACCCGAACUUGAACUCUCCGGCGAACAUUGAUGCCGCAGUCCACAUGAAGAACGACUUCGAGGGCUGGAAGAAGAAGGUAAGGCAGCUGACGCGGAAGAGUGUGGAAGGCUGA